GCUGGGUGGGCGCUCCCUCGCUUCGUCCCCCCCGGCAGGAGCGCGGCGGCCGGGGCUGAGGGGGCUCGCAGCGGGCCCCGCUGCCAUUGACCCCGCGGGCAGACGGAGCCUGGGCGUGUGCUUUGUGCGGUCAGGCACCAGCACCGGGCACUCCAUGGCUGCCCCAUCCCCGCAGUGCCCAGGGCCGGGCUGGACGGGGCUGGCAGCAGCCUGGGCCUGCGGAACGUGUUGAAUUAGGUCAUCGUUAAGGUCCUUCCAACCCAAACCCUUGGAUUUUUCAGUGAAACCCCUCCAAACGCAGGGGUUGUCCUGCCGGUUGUGUUGUUGUGACAACUCCUGUCAGUGGCGCUUAUUUUGCAGCAUUACCCUAUUAUUUCCCCUCGUUAAUAAUGACACGAGCUUUGAAUUACAAGUGAAGCCUCUGCUCUCACCGCAGACACUCAGUAAAAACUACCGGGUGACAAGAGAAACCACGGCAGGAAAUUUCUUCUGAAUGACAGAAUCAGAGCACCUUGGAAUAGAUGUGAGCACAAGGCACUGCGCCGGGUAAAGCUGCCUUGGAGCACCAUGGCUGCCGCCCCUUAUCUCAACUCGGACGCGCUGCGAGAGGUCCUGGAGUGCCCCAUCUGCAUGGAGUCCUUCACCGAGGAGCACCUGAGGCCCAAACUCCUGCACUGUGGGCACACCAUCUGCAAGCAGUGCCUGGAGAAGCUCCUGGCCAACAGCAUCAAUGGCAUCCGGUGCCCCUUCUGCAGCAAGAUCACGCGGAUCACCAGCUUGGCUCAGCUCACUGACAACCUCACCGUGCUGAAGAUCAUCGACACGGCCGGCCUGGGGGAGGUGGUGGGACUUCUCAUGUGCAAGGUCUGCGGGAGGAGGCUGCCAAGAAACUUUUGCAAGAGCUGUAGCUUGGUUCUGUGUGAGCCCUGCAAGGAGGCUUCACACAUGCCCCCAGGUCACAGAGUCAUUGCUAUCAAAGAGGCUGCUGAGGAGCGUAGGAGGGAAUUUGGGACGAGGCUUGCCAGGCUUAGGGAGCUCAUGGGUGAUCUUCAGAAAAGGAAAGCUGCCCUGGAGGAUGUUUCAAGAGACCUGCAAUCCAGAUACAAAGCGGUUCUGCAGGAGUACAGCAAAGAGGAGCGCAAGAUCCAGGAGGAACUGGCCAGGUCACGCAAGUUUUUCACCACCUCUUUGUCUGAAGUGGAGAAGAUAAAUAACCAGGUGAUGGAGGAGCAAGCUUACCUGCUGAACUUAGCAGAAGUGCAGAUAAUGUCUCGCUGUGACUAUUUCCUUGCCAAAAUAAAGCAGGGGGAUAUAGCUCUCCUGGAGGAGGCAGCGGAUGAGGAGGAACCAGAGCUGACAAACAGUCUCCCGAGGGAGCUGACUCUGCAAGAGGUGGAACUCCUCAAGGUGAGCCACGUGGGACCGCUGCAGAUCGGGCAGGUGGUGAAGAAACCCCGGACCGUUAACGUGGAGGAAUCUCUCGUGGAAAGCGCAGCAUCCUCCUCUGUACCAUUUAGGGAGCCUGACCUGGUGCAAGAGGAGCCCAGCUGCACUCCCCACUCCUCACCAGCCAAGCCAAGGAUGCCUGAAGCAGCCACGAGCAUCCAGCAGUGUUACUUCAUCAAGAAGAUGGGCUCCAAGGGCAGUCUGCCAGGGAUGUUCAACCUCCCCGUCAGCCUGCACGUCACCAGCCAAGGCGAGGUGCUCGUGGCAGACCGGGGCAACUUCCGAAUCCAGGUUUUUACCCGCAAGGGUUUCCUGAAGGAGAUCCGCCGCAGCCCCAGCGGCAUCGACAGUUUCGUGCUGAGUUUCCUUGGAGCAGACUUGCCCAACUUGACCCCUCUUUCUGUCACCAUGAACUGCCACGGGCUGAUCGGUGUGACGGACAGCUACGACAACUCUGUCAAGGUGUACACCAUGGACGGCCACUGCGUGGCGUGUCACCGGAGCCAGCUGAGCAAGCCCUGGGGCAUCGCCGCGCUGCCCUCGGGCCAGUUCGUCGUCACCGACGUGGAAGGGGGGAAGCUCUGGUGCUUCACCGUGGACCGUGGCGUGGGGGUGGUGAAGUACAGCUGCCUGUGCAGCGCCGUGCGCCCCAAGUUUGUCACCUGUGACGCUGAAGGGACCAUUUACUUCACUCAGGGGCUGGGGCUCAACCUGGAGAACCGGCAGUACGAGCACCACUUGGAAGGAGGCUUCUCCAUCGGCUCCGUCGGCCCAGAUGGGCAGCUGGGACGCCAGAUCAGCCAUUUCUUCUCCGAGAAUGAGGAUUUCAGGUGCAUUGCUGGGAUGUGCGUUGAUUCCAGGGGAGAUCUGAUCGUUGCUGACAGCAGUCGUAAGGAAAUCCUGCAUUUCCCUAAAGGAGGCGGCUACAACAUCUUAAUCCGGGAGGGACUCACCUGCCCGGUGGGUAUUGCCAUUACUCCCAAAGGGCAGCUGCUGGUGCUGGACUGUUGGGAUCAUUGCAUUAAGAUCUACAGUUACCACCUGAGAAGAUACUCCACCCCUUAAAGGCUUGGUUGUAAGCAAAGCCUGUCUUGGCAGUGGAGAUUCUUGCAACCUCCGUGAAAUCCAAUGGGAACCAGUGUCAAGCCUUCAGGAAGAUCGUGCCAUAACUGAAGGGGAUUUGGCAUAGAGGUCAUCAUGUUCUGUGUUUAGAAACAAAAUAGCUUUUGUGGUGGUGGUCUGCUUUUUCUUCUUGUUUUUUUUAUAUAAAAUCCAUACAAAUAAGAACAAGCAUAAUGGAAAGGA
Messenger RNA from Parus major (Great Tit), 2751 nucleotides. It is a transcript of the gene TRIM32, whose product is annotated as tripartite motif containing 32. The record is from RefSeq and is a predicted model, not a curated record. Bases 568 to 2511 code for a protein of 647 amino acids. The transcript has 2 exons. NCBI's taxonomy places the organism in Eukaryota, Metazoa, Chordata, Aves, Passeriformes, Paridae. Gene Ontology annotation, molecular function: zinc ion binding; protein binding.